GAUGUAGUUCCAAUGUAAGGCACAGCCCGGGGACCGUCGGGAGAGUGCGGCGUCUGCGCGGGCGCAGUCCUGCCACUGGGCCGAGGAUGCGCGCGCAGCACUCCCCGCCCCAGCGGAAGUUUCCGCGGGGCAACCGAGAAGGUCGCUGUUAAGAUGGAGUUGCCAGCACAGUGAAUCCAAGGUCCAGCUGAGACCCCAUAAAGCAUGAUUACCUUCUGUCCAAACUGUGGCAAAAAUAUCAAAGCAGCAUUCAAAUUCUGCCCUUACUGUGGGAAACCUCUGCCUACAGAGGAGCAUGAGGGGGCCCAGACCUCCGUCAAGCCCCGUGUGUCAUCUUGCCAAGGCUCAAGGAGAACGCUGAAGGCUGAUUCUGAGGUCUCUCCCAAGAAUAUGAAGUGGCCUGGCGCUGUCUUUUCUCCCCCGCCACCCCUCUUCACAGACUGUGACAGUUCUGUGGCCAAGGAGACUUUGAGUUCCUGUGAGAAACCCAAAGGGUCCUGGAGCCGGUCCCCAACCCCCAAAAGCAGCCCACAGACGACCAAGCGAAGCCCUCAGACAUUGAAGCGGAGCCGGGUGACCUCCUCCCUCGAGGCUUUGCCCUCGGGCAUGGUGGUGACAGACAAGAGUGGGCAGCUCUGGAAGCUGGGAUUUCUCCAGGGCAGGGAUGACCAGGGCAUUCUCUAUGAAGCUGAACCUGCCUCCGCCUCCGCCUCCACCUCCGCCUGCAACUCGAAUCCCAAGAUACAGAGAUUCUCACUCAAACUAGACGCCAAGGAUGGGCGCUUGUUCAAUGAGCAGAACUUCUUCCAGCGGGCCGCCAAGCCUUUGCAAGUGAACAAGUGGAAGAAGCUGUACUCAACCCCCCUACUGGCCAUCCCCACCUGUGUCGGUUUUGGCGUCCACCAGGACAGGUACAGGUUCUUGGUGUUCCCCAGCCUGGGGAGGAGCCUUCAGUCGGCCCUGGAUGACAGCCCAAAACACGUGAUGUCGGUGAGGUCUGCGUUCCAGGUGGCCUUCCGACUGCUGGAUGCCCUGGAAUUCCUCCAUGAGAACGAGUAUGUGCAUGGAAAUGUGACAACUGAGAAUAUCUAUGUGAAUCCAGAGGACCUGUGCCAGGUGACCCUGGCAGGCUAUGGCUUCACCUUCCGCUAUUCCCCAGGCGGCAAACACGUGGCUUACACUGAAGGCAGCAGGACCCCACAUGAGGGGGACCUCGAGUUCAUUAGCAUGGACCUGCACAAGGGAUGUGCACCCUCCCGCCGCAGCGACCUCCAGUCCCUGGGCUACUGUAUGCUGAAGUGGCUCUAUGGGUUCCUGCCAUGGACAAAAUGCCUCCCCAACACCGAGGAUAUCAUGAAGCUGAAACAGAAGUUUCUUGACAGCCCGGAGGCCCUCGUGGGACAGUGCAGCCGCUGGAUCAGCCCCUCAGUUACCUUUUUCCUCUUCUACGUGUGCACAUGUCCGGCUAAGUUUUUUUCAAUAAUAGAAAGUUGCAGAAGUUAAGGAAGUGCCUGUGAGAUCAUUGUUUCGGGAAUGUGUGUGCGUAGGUGGCAGCGGGUUACAAUGUAAAAUAUAUUUCUAAUUAUGUCUCAGUUUCAAAUGCUUGCAAAGCUUUUUAGCAGACCCCACCGCAACAAUCAUUGCUCAAGCCAGGCCUGUUAGAAAUGGGGUUGUUGGUAUCUUAACUGGCACUUUUUAAAAUGGGACAAUGGUGUGGUGCUUAUUUUGGGGAAAACCAAAACAUGUUUGAUGUUUCCCAAGAAUUUAAGUUUCAAAAACAAGCUCAAGUGUCUCUGGCAGUGCCAAGCACAGGAGCACCCAGCUGAUGGGCACCAUGCCUGAGGUCUCUGAGCCAGGCCCCCAGGCCCUGGCUUGGGGGCCUCUCUCAGGCCUCUCCCAUGGUUGGGGGGUAUCUUGA
This is a messenger RNA of Talpa occidentalis (Iberian mole), 1918 nucleotides long. It is a transcript of the gene VRK3, whose product is annotated as VRK serine/threonine kinase 3. The coding region runs from base 205 to 1503 and encodes 432 amino acids. Gene Ontology annotation, cellular component: nucleus; cytoplasm. The transcript has 14 exons. Gene Ontology annotation, biological process: peptidyl-serine phosphorylation; signal transduction. Lineage: Eukaryota; Metazoa; Chordata; Mammalia; Eulipotyphla; Talpidae. Gene Ontology annotation, molecular function: protein serine/threonine kinase activity; ATP binding. The record is from RefSeq and is a predicted model, not a curated record.